Molecule: messenger RNA, 294 nt
Organism: Gongylonema pulchrum
Lineage: Eukaryota; Metazoa; Nematoda; Chromadorea; Rhabditida; Gongylonematidae
Source: the annotation of a GenBank genome assembly
CCUUGCGUGUUUUAUCAGAGACCUCGAUUUCGGCGACUACCGGUUGAUGCAUUUUCAUCCUGUGCACGUCAUUUAAAUGAUACGGGUAAAAGUCCGUCCACUUCAGUGGAACUCAAAACUGAGGACAGCCAGAAGGAUUUGCCGAGCAACGAGCAAUUGUUUUAUGUUGAUUGGCUCACUGAUCUUUUGGUGCCGAAGUUUUUGAGCGAUCGAGCACUCUAUGUGAAAUUCAUGCAGCUAUGCACCAAAGAUAUUGUCUACGACGACCAGAUUUUUAAUCGCCACACCGAGUAG